Molecule: messenger RNA, 1266 nt
Organism: Momordica charantia (bitter melon)
Lineage: Eukaryota; Viridiplantae; Streptophyta; Magnoliopsida; Cucurbitales; Cucurbitaceae
Biological process (GO): photosystem I assembly; response to photooxidative stress
Cellular component (GO): chloroplast thylakoid membrane
Source: RefSeq, a predicted model, not a curated record
UUGAUCUCCAAUUCUACUCACCUGAAAUUACUCCUCGCAGUCGUCGAUUUCGAUGGCGCUUGCAGUUCCCGGUGCUGCUCCGGCAGGUUUAACAUAUUUUGACGAUAACGGCGAAUGUGCGGAAAAGGAAAAGCAGAUAUCGGUGGAUCCGAUAUCAUUGAGAGAGUCAUCGGCGACGGCGAGAGAGGACAUGAUCGUCGUUCCUGCCAUUUCUUCUCCCGACGCCGGUGAUCUUCAUCUGCCGCCGCCGCUGCCUCCGACGCAGUCCAAGUUCUUAAGCUAUAGCCUACCUAAUUCGGUCAAUUCAUCCCCCCAAUUUGGCGCGGGAUUAAUGAAAAAGAGAGGGAAACUUGAAAAUCAAGAAUCGCGGCUUAGAGUCUCCAAUUCGACGAAGAUCAAACCGUCGGUGCUGGAUCCACAGAAUGUUUUGAAGGAGGUGACUCAAUUUCGAAGAAGCAAGUCGUGUGGCGAAGGCAGAGCCAGUGCUCCAGCAGAUGAUUUGGAUCUGUGGCUGAACAAACCAAAUUCUGUAGAAACCAAGAAUUACGGUGAUGGUUUCUCCAGAACUGAAUCUACCAAAGAUGAUCGAAAGAGUGCAAAGGGAAUAGAGUCCACGGAUGACGGAUUUAAAUGUGGAGCUCUCUGCCUGUUCUUGCCGGGCUUCAGCAAAGGGAAGGCGGUCAGAUCAAUCAGAAAGGAAGAAGAACCAGAGAUUGGAAAUGUGAUGAUAUCCAAGACCGAAAUUGAAAGUGUGAUAUCAAGAACCGUUUCUCUGGAGAAAUUCGAAUGCGGAUCAUGGGCUUCGUCCGUCCUGCCAAAUGAUACUGGCGACGACGACUCCACGAACCUUUUCUUCGAUCUGCCUAUGGAGUUAAUAAGAAGCAGCGUAGACGCAAAUGCACCGGUCAGUGCAGCUUUCGUUUUCGAUAAAGAUCAGAAGGUAGUUACCAAGAACAGCUCGACGAAAUUAGUCCGAAAAUCGCAUGAAUCAUCUCAUCAUGUUCACUUUUCUGCAUCGUCUCCUUCUUCAGGGCCAGCCUCACCAGCUUCUUGCAUCACACCUAGAUUGCGCAAGGCAAGAGAGGAGUUCAAUGCCUUUCUAGAAGCUCAGAGCAGUGCUUAAGCAUUGAACUCUGUUUUUAGGUACUUAGCUGAUAAUUCAUGAACUGGUAUCUUCUCCAAAACCAGAAACGAUCUAAAUUUGUUUUAUCACAGAAUCAUGAAAACUAGUUUAAAUGGCUUGUAUCAAAUUAAAUGUUAGAUCGA